UUUUUUUUCAUUUGUGUUACAGGUAUUGAUUUCAAGAUUCGAACUAUUGAAUUGGAUGGCAAGAAGAUCAAGCUUCAGAUAUGGGACACAGCUGGUCAGGAACGUUUCCGCACCAUCACCACUGCCUACUAUCGAGGAGCCAUGGGGAUUAUGCUUGUUUAUGACAUUACAAAUGAGAAGAGCUUUGAUAAUAUUAAAAACUGGAUACGGAACAUAGAAGAACAUGCAUCGGCAGAUGUAGAGAAGAUGAUCUUGGGAAAUAAAUGUGAUGUAAAUGACAAGAGACAGGUUUCCAGAGACAGAGGAGAGCAGCUGGCCAUAGAAUAUGGGAUUAAAUUUAUGGAAACAUCAGCUAAAGCAUCAAUUAAUGUAGAAGAGGCAUUCUUUACUCUUGCUCGGGACAUUAAAGCCAAAAUGGAGAAAAAAUUGGAAGCAAGUAACCCGCCCAAGGGUGGCCACACAAUCAAGCCCAAUGAACCUCCACGCAAAUCUAUCAGCAGUUGGUUAGCUAAGUGUACAAUCCUAUGAUCUCACUUGCAGUGUUUUAUAGUCUCAUUGUGGCCAUUCUCUGGCCUUGCCCAUCAAGGCUGAGGUAUGGACAAGAAAUGUAUGAGUAAGUGUGAUUUUCCUGUGAUUGUUGCAACUCUGAUGAGGGCAAACUGUAAACUUUCUACAUUCAGAUGAAAUUGUUGAAGGUAUCUGGCCAGAGCAGUGAUUUCACGUCGAUGACAUCUGAUCUACCAGUUGAAUAGCGCUCUCCUUGUUGGCACAUAAUAAGCCAAAUAUAAUAAUAGUUAUUAGAAAGCUUUGUGAUACUGCAUUCUGAUUGUUAUUGAAGUACAUGUAUAUGAUGACACGAUGUAAGUUAUGACCAAAAUUGAACUAAUAUUUCCAGUUGCCACAAUAUCUUUAGUACUAAUGUCAACUAUUUUUAUGUCAGUAUCUCUUCCUGCUAUGCAUCUGUGAUUGUAGCAUUGUGUAUGUGACCUCCUAGUAAUGUAUUCUGUACCUGGUAGGUUUAUAUCACUAUGUUUGUAGAACUCAACCUCCACUCCUCAUUACUUUCACUAGGAACCUAAAUAUUUCAAUCACAGAAAUGAUGCAUACAGCACAAUAUCCAUCCAUAAGUACAUGAUGUCAUAAAGUGAUCUACGUCUUAACUCUAUAGUGCUCCUCAGAUUCCCUGUAUAGUUAGUUUUAAUGUCCAGUGAUCAUUUGUUUUUAAUUAUUAAUUUAUAUUGAUUACUGCUAAUUUGUUAAAAGAUUUAUAAAUGGCAAUCACAUAAACUAAGUGUUUGAGAGUGUUUCUAAAUUUACUAAAUAAAUUAAUUUCAUCGUGAAGUAUGUGGUUAUGAAAAAUUUUGUACGUGAUCUUGCAGACAAGAUGUCCAGGUACUGUAACUUAAUAGUCUCUGCAGAAGACCAUAAGGACAGGACUUCCCUAUAAUUAGUGUCAUACACAGCCUGGGGAAUGGGAAAUGAUCUGCUUAGAUCCAAGGAAGGGGAGAGAGACUUCAAUUCCUUGGAUCAAGAGCCCUUUUUCUGGCAUGAUGGCACCCCUUCCUCCUCCCCUUGAAGGGUGAGGCUUCCAAAAAUGUGAAUGUGACACACAUGCUGGAGAUUUGUGUUGAUGGUACAGUGCUGUACAACAAAUUGACAUGGUACAAUCAUUGCACUUGUAUGAUGCCAAUUGUCUUUAUGCUGAUUCUUUUGUAUUCUUAAACAUACCAGUUAAAUAUUGAUGGAUUUGUUUUCAAUACGUCUUGUGUUCUUUUGUUGUUGGGUUUUGUUUGAGUUUAUUUCAGGCUUUGUGAUGAGCCUGUUCAUUCCACUUACUCAAGUAUUAGGAAUCUUAAAUGCAGAUUUUAUCCUUUUUUUUCACAGCAGAUUUAAGUCAGGAUAAUGCAGUCAUAUCUUGCACAUCCAGGGCAAUUGACACUCAAGACACUCAAUCCACUAUUCACAACCUACCAGUCUUUCACAGGGCAGGCCAUUUCUUGGCAUAUUUUCCAGUACUCUCUCCAAAAUGCUGAAUAAGUAAUUCAUUUGUUAAUACAUCAGCUGUAUCCCAACUGGCAUUUCAGUCACCACUUACAACAAGCAUGGCUUACAGAGGAAGGAUUUAUUUCCACUUCCCCCAUGAAGAAUAAAUAAUUCUUGUGGGUCAUUCAGCACAAGACAUAGUGUAGGCUCGAUCCUCUGUUUGCUGAGUGCAAGACGGACAUGCUUCCUAGUUUUACUUACUGAGAUCUAUAACUCUGAAGUUGCUGGCAACAACAUUUGCCUGAAUUAGAAGAGCACAACUCAUUGUUUUCCAUCAAACUUCAGUUGAGUUCCUGCCCAUUUUUCACCGAUGUUGGGUAUGGGAAAUCGGAGUUACAUGAUUACAUAUCAGACAGAUGACUCACACAUGGAUACCACACGGAGAGAUGGCCAGCACCUUGCCAUGAAGAAUGCCAGACCAGUGAAACAUAUUUCGCAGUAUCUUAGUUGCUGUCCCAUCAAAGAACACGUAACAUUCACUUUCAACAUUUACAUUGUCCUAACGUGUUCAAUAACUGAUAUACUCCCCCAGCUUCCUAUUUUCAGUGUAAACACACUCUGGCUUUUUAACAGAAAUUAACCUUUUGCAUUGACUCUGACAUUAAUCUUGCAUAAAUACUAACUCCCAGUUCCAUUAACCUCUGACCAUACACAUCAUUCCAGAGAGCUGUGUAGUAAGUUUUUGCAUGUCAAAUUUUUUCAAAAUGGUCUAUUUUUCAUUAGCAGUGUAAAUUUUGUUAUGAAAUUAGCACACAACUUACAUGCAGUAAUCUCAACUAUUCUUAAAGGCUGAUAUUUUUCACAUGGACCAUUGUAAUAGAAUUGUUUUCAUUUUACCGUAUUGCUUGUUAGGGUGACCAAAGAAACUCUAACCAUCACUCUUUCAAUAAGGAAGCUAUACAGUCAGAUUGCUCUGUAAAUAUCACAGCUGGUGCUGCUACUCAUUCAAUAGCUAUUUUGUCAAGAGGUACACAUACAUCACAGUUCAAAUGACUCUCCCAAACCCAUCAUUUUCCCAUCCUUCAGAUUGCUGGUGCACUGUACAUCUCACCUCCAGCACUCAAAUCCAGCUGACCAGUCUGAGAGCCUUCAUAAUGAUACCUUCCUCACACUCCAACAACACAUCAAAUCCCCCCAAAUAACCACUCUGAAAGCAGUUUGCUAGUGUGUCUAUCUUGCAAUUAACAGGAGAAGGAUUAAGCCUUCACUACUCAGACGGGUUUAUCGAUUCAUAUAAAUAGAUAUAUUCACUCAGGUAUAACAUACUCACACAUGCCUGGUGGAUACUCUAGCCUCUCCCACUUCCUAUUUCCCUUCCCUCUUACUUUUUCUGGAAUGUCCCCUACACCUGUUUCUAUACAUUCAUACUGAGCACCGAUACCAAAGUGUUGCACUUUUUUGAAAGAAUUUCAACUCUAGAACAAGUAAAAUGAUUAAUAAUUUAGCUAAGCAUUAAUUAUAAACUAGACGUGUGAGGUUACACUGCAUUACUGUAUGAUGAAUGUGCAGGUUAAGCUGCAUUACUUGAUCAUCUGUCUGUAUUAUUGAUGUGUAGGUUAUGUUGAGAAGAAAUUAUCUUAUUUAAAUUGCUGUGAGGUUAUCAGAUUCUUUACCUGCUUGUCGAAUUAUGUAUGGGGCUUUGUUUUUCUUCAAAUUCCAUGUACUCGUACAAGUUUGUAUGUAAAAAAACAGUAUAUACUCUAGUAGUCAUGGUUUGUUGUAUUGGAUGUAGAAUGGAAAGACCAGAAUUGUCAAGGAUAAUGGUAGAUUUUUUUUACUGCCAUAAGAGAAACCCCAUUAAUCCUGAAGCACAAGCUUCAGCCAUUACUUGAUUCUGUGUUAUAUUAAAGCUCUAAUGUGUGUUCUUGCUCUACUUGUUGCUGACAUCCAAGUUUAUUUUGAAUUCAUUGUAAACUGCUCUUAUUAUGGUAGUCACAAGAAAGCGCUAACCCUGCUUGGCUCAUGCAGAACUACGCUCAUUGUAAAGCUUAGGGAGAAAAACUUAUUUUGUUACAAAAAUUAAUGUUUAAAGAUAAUGAAUAGGAAAGCAAUACAGUAUAUAUAAUUAUGUAUUAUUAUUAUUAUUGUUAUUAUUAUUAUUAUUGCUGUAUUAUUAAUAUAUUCACAAGGAAGCACUAAACCCAUGUGGGUCAUACAGUGUGUAGUAGUGUACAUGUGAAAAAUACAUUGGUGCAUAAAUGUACAUAUCAAGUAUCUCUUAUAUUGUAAUUAUUAUUAUUAUUAAGGCUAACAAUUAUCAUGUAAAAUUUUACAUAAUUUGUAUUUUGAGAUGUUUGUGAAUGAUUUUUUUAUACGUAUUAAAUCAUUGCUCCAAGGUAAUGGUAUGGUUACUAAUUAUUAAUGAGCUUUUUCACUCUAUGAUCUGAGCCUUUCUUAGUUUAUUUAUUUUAUAAACACUGCUAUUUUGUACUAAUAACUACAGAUCACGUUUAUAUUUUGAUAAUGAUAUUAUGUUGCUCUUUGUCAAGCCAUCAUUAAAAAUAACUUGCGUUAUAUGCUCUCUAAUGCUGUAUUCUGUGUUAUCUCAUGUGGAGAAAGAUUACUAUUGUCAUCCCAUGUGGAGAAAGAUUACUAGGUGUCAUACCAUGUGGAGAAAGAUUACUAGGUGUCAACCCAUGUGGAGAAACAUUACUAGGUAUCAUCCCAUGUGGCAAAAGAUUACUUAUGUCAACCCAUGUAGAGAAAGAUUACUGGUGUCAUACCAUGUGGAGAAAGAUUACUAGGUGGAACUAAAAUGUUUGAAUUAAAUAAAGUUUUUGUAUAAGAAGUACUUUAUCAUGGUCCAUUGGACUACAGUUGAAUCUAACCCACAAAAACGUUGUGGAAUCAUUUGAUUUCUACUAACUGUCCAAAUGUAUUUAGUGUAGGAUGCUAUUUGGAUUAGAGAUUGUGACAAAUCACCAUUUUGCGGUGCAUUUGGAAUACGAAAUGAAAUAUGCAAUGGCUCUGUGUAAUCACCUUUACACCUGUGCCUUGAUAAUCCAAGUACCAAGCAGCUCUAAUCCUGAAUCUCCAGAAAUCAUAAUAAUGUCAACUGAAUUAUUUUUAAACAAGUUUAUCUAAAACAUACAGAAUUCUUAGUCUGAAAAAAAAUAUAAAAAAAAAAAAAGUGUUAUAGAUUUCUAGCAUUUCAAUUUUACAUGUGGAUAAUCAAGGUAAAGUUAUUGAUGUACCAAAAACUCUGUCCAUAAUUUUUUAUGUACACCCUACAUAUUGGAAAAUGAAUUGCAGGCACACAACGAGGAAGACAAAAUGUCCUUUAUUCGAGAGGUUUUUAUAGAUUUGUAUAAAUUAAAAAUUUAAGUAGCUUAUUGUAUAUUACUAGAAAUGUAUUUUUUUGUUUUCAGUACAUUACAGUAUAUUGAAAAUUUAAAUAUUGCAGCUGACAUCCAUGACAGUGUGCAGUUUAAGCUUAUUAUCUCGUGAUACAUCUAAAUGUAGGUGAUAUACAUCAACAUGUAGAUAGAUUACAUCUAUAUGUAGAUAAUAUAGAUCAAUAUAAGAAAAUAUACACCUGUCUGUAUGUAAUGUACAUCUGCGUGUUGAUUAUAUACAUCAACCUGUAGAAAAUGAAUAUCUGCCUGAAUAUAAUAUACAUCUACAUGAAAAUAAUAUAUUACAUAUACACAAUAUAUAUUUCUCCCUGUCUCAACAUACUGGCUGUAUCCCACCCAAGCAGGGUGGCAAAAAAAGAAAAACAAAAAGUUUCUCUUCUUAACAUUAGUAAUGCAUACAGGAGAAGGGGUUACUAGCCCCUUGCUCCCACAAUAUUUACAUGUAGAUAAUCCUAGGUAGUAGGUUGGUAGACAGCAACUGCCCAGGGAAGUACUACCGUCCUGCCAAGUGAAUGUAAAAUGAUGGUAGGAUUGCUGGUGUUUUUUCUCUCAUAAACAUGCAAGAUUUCAGGUAUGUCUUGCUACUUCUGCUUACAUUUAGGUCACACUACACAUGCAAGUACAAGCAUAUAUAUACACACCCCUCUGGACUUUCUUUUAUUUUCUUACUAGUUCUUGUUUAUUUCCUCUUAUCUCCAUGGUGAAGUGGAACAGAAUUCUUCCUCCGUAAGCCAUGUGUGUUGUAAGAGGCGACUAAAAUGCCAGGAGCAAGGGUCUGGUGACCCCCUCUCCUGCAUACAUUACUAUAGUUAAGAAAAACUUUUGUUUUUCUUUUUGGGCCACCCUGCUUCAGUGGGAUACGGCCGGUUUGUUGAAAGAAGAACAACAAUAAUGUAGAUAAUAUACAUCUAAAGUACAAUCUACAUUUGCAUGUAGACAAUGUACUUUUACAUAGAUAAUCAACUUGUACACAAAGAUCUACAAGAUAAUCUACAUGUAGAUUACAUUCAUUUACAUAUAGGCAGUGUACUAUUACAAAUAAUGUACAUUUACAUGCUGACUAUAUACUUCUACAUGUAGACUAUGUACUUCUACAUGUAGAUAAUAUACAUCUACAGGAUAAUGUUUACCUUUGUUUAGGUUCAUACAUUACAGUAUGUGUAUGCUGUUUAUGGACUCCAAUUGUAAUGUCAGUGUUGACAUGUUAAGUAUGACAUAACAUGAGUAGGUAGUUUGUGUACAUAGAUUUUCUAUGUGUACCUUGUGUACUGUAAAUGUUCAUCAGAGUAUUUGUUUUCAUUUGUCAUCACUUUUAUAGAUAAUGGAUAACAAAAACUGAAAUAAAAAUCUUAUUGCUGAGGA
This is a messenger RNA of Cherax quadricarinatus, 6761 nucleotides long. RefSeq names its product ras-related protein Rab-8A. Gene Ontology annotation, molecular function: GTP binding; GTPase activity. NCBI's taxonomy places the organism in Eukaryota, Metazoa, Arthropoda, Malacostraca, Decapoda, Parastacidae. Gene Ontology annotation, cellular component: endosome; synaptic vesicle; plasma membrane. The record is from RefSeq and is a predicted model, not a curated record. Gene Ontology annotation, biological process: protein secretion; regulation of exocytosis; endocytic recycling.